Molecule: messenger RNA, 699 nt
Organism: Knipowitschia caucasica
Lineage: Eukaryota; Metazoa; Chordata; Actinopteri; Gobiiformes; Gobiidae
Source: the annotation of a GenBank genome assembly
AUGGCGGCGCCCGCAGUGGCUGCAGCAGCAGCAGAAGUCCUGUGCGGAGGCUCCAUGCGGUCUCUGUCCGUCCUCUCUGCCCGACACUCCCGCUGCAUGACCCCCCUGCAGAGCAGGACGUAUGUCGCCUCUACUCCCAGGAACGACGCUAAGUUCCGCCUGGAUGAGAAGACGGCUCACAGCAGUCUUGACCUGUUCAAGAAAGACACCGCUGUGAUCUACCGCAUCCUGGGACUGGACCCGGCUCAGGUGCGACAUAACCCCGAGCGCUUCCGGGACUGGGCUGUGGUCUUUGGUGACGAGAAGAUCAGCAGCGGGAGGCAUUACUGGGAGGUCACUGUCAAGAAGUCCCAGGAGUUUCGCGUCGGCGUAGCGGAGGCGCUAAUGUCCCGGGACGAAUGCGUGGGCACCAACCACUCCUCCUGGGUCUUUGGCUACGCGCAGAGGAAGUGGUUUGCCAUGAUGAACAAUAAGACUGUGCCUGUGACGCUGGUGGGGAAGCCGGAGCGCGUGGGCAUCCUGCUGGAUUAUGAAGGGGGGGUGCUGGCGCUGGUGGAUGUGGAGACCGGCAGUGUCAUUUACAGCAUCAAAGUGAAGUUUCAGGGAGAGUUGUGCCCCGCGUUCGGACUGUGGGACGGGGAGCUCCUCACGCACAGCGGCCUGGAGGAGCCGGCCGGUCUGAAGUGCCGUGACCUCUGA